Molecule: messenger RNA, 2532 nt
Organism: Sarcophilus harrisii (Tasmanian devil)
Lineage: Eukaryota; Metazoa; Chordata; Mammalia; Dasyuromorphia; Dasyuridae
Gene: SDR42E1
Product: short chain dehydrogenase/reductase family 42E, member 1
Exons: 3
Coding region: 844-2034 (396 amino acids)
Biological process (GO): steroid biosynthetic process
Molecular function (GO): 3-beta-hydroxy-Delta5-steroid dehydrogenase (NAD+) activity
Source: RefSeq, a predicted model, not a curated record
GGUACAUUUUCUAGGUCUGUUUGGAAGAGUUGGUCAUGGGGCUUGUACUUCUGCCUGCUACUUUGCCAUGUUGGCUCUUCCCCCCAAGAUAUGUAUAUUUUUAUCAAAAGAAUAUGCAGAUUUCAAGUUUUACUUUAUGCUAAAUUAAUUAUUAAAAUCCAUAGUUCAAAAUUUAGUUCUUUGGUUAUAUGCUUAAUUUUAUAUGAUCUUUUAUUUGAAUUAUUGAAAAUGAACUACUUUAGUCUGAGAUCUGGCUCAUCAAAAAAGCAAUCACAAUUCCCAGAAAAAAACAAAAUUGUAGAUCUUAACACAGCCAUGAUUGAAGCAAGUAGUUUGGGUGCUGAGGACUCCAGAGUGUCCAGGACAAUAGUGAAAAACUUCCCAAUAAAAACAAAAGUGAGGAGCUCAUGAAAAUUAGACAACAGGUGAAGAAAAAAAAAUUUCAUCCAAAUGUGAUGUGAGACUAGAGCUCAGAAGAUUAGAACUGGAUACAGAAAUCGGAAAAUCAGUUGCAUAGAAAUGAUAAUUGAAUCCACAGAAGCUAAUCAUUAAGGGAGAAAUAAAAAGGGGAGAACGCUCAGGAUGGAGCUUUGAGGGAUACCUGUAGUUAGUAGUUAUGACUUAGAUAAAGAUCUAACAAAGGAAACUAAAGAGCAGUCAGACAGAUAGGAGUAGAGGACCAGGAAAGAGCAGUGUCAUGAAAAUGUAGAGAGGAGAAAAUAUCCAGGAAAAGAAUGAUUGACAGUGUCAGAAGGUGCAGAGAGGUCAAAAGGGAUGAGGAUUGAGAAAAGGCAUUCUAUUCGGCAAUUAAGAGGCUUACUUUAAUUAUUUCAGUACACAGACAUGGACCUCCAAAAAUCACCUCAGGAAACAGUACUUAUUACAGGAGGAGGUGGCUACUUUGGUUUCCGUUUGGGUUGUACACUAUGCAAGAAGGGUAUCACUGUGAUUCUGUUUGAUAUCAACAUUUCUAUUCAAGAUAUUCCCCGAGGGAUGAAGUUGAUAUGUGGAGAUAUUCGCUGCAUCGCCGAUUUAGAGAACGCUUUGCAAAAUGUUACUUGUGUUUUCCAUAUUGCUUCCUUUGGCAUGUCAGGAAAGGAGCAACUGAAUCAUAAGCGUAUUGAAGAUGUCAAUGUAAAAGGCACAGAAAAUGUACUCGAGGCUUGCAGAAGGAAAGGAGUGUCAAGAUUGGUUUAUACUAGUACUUAUAACGUGGUGUUUGGAGGCCAAGUUAUAAUGAAUGGGGAUGAAUCUUUGCCCUAUCUACCUCUUCAUCUUCAUCCUGAUCACUACUCUCGCACCAAAUCUGUUGCAGACAAAAAAGUACUGGAGGCAAAUGGAACAGCCUUGGACAGGGGAACUGGUGUUUUGAGAACCUGUGUUUUGAGAUCAGCUGGUAUCUAUGGGCCUGGAGAACAGAGGCAUCUUCCCAGGAUAGUGAAAUAUAUAGAAAAGGGGCUCUUCAAAUUUGUGUAUGGAGAUCCCAAAAGCUUGGUAGAUUUUGUCCAUGUGGAUAAUUUGGUACAAGCCCAUAUUCUGGCCUCAGAAGCUUUAAAAGCUGACAAGAAACAUAUUGCCUCUGGGCAGGCGUAUUUUAUCUCUGAUGGAAGACCAGUGAAUAAUUUUGAAUUCUUCAGGCCAUUAGUUGAAGGAUUGGGUUAUCCAUUCCCUACCAUACGCCUACCGUUAAACCUCAUUUAUUUCAUUGCUUUCAUGACAGAGAUGGUGUACUUCCUCUUGGGCAGGUUUUAUAAUUUUCAGCCUUUCCUCACCCGAGCAGAAGUCUAUAAAACUGGGGUCACACAUUAUUUCAGCAUGGAGAAGGCUAGAAAAGAACUGCAUUAUGAACCACAGCCAUUUGACCUCAAGGAAGUAGUAGAUUGGUUUAAAGCUGAGGGUCAUGGUAGAAAAUUCCAAAACUAUACCUUAAAGCAUCUUAUUUGGAAUGGCAUGUUGAUUUUCUUCCUAGCUAUUGCAAUUCUCACAUGGUUUUCCAAUGAUCAUGGUGAUAGCAGUUUGAAAGAUUUAUUUUGAAAAUUGUUUCAUUUUAUUUUCAUUACUUCUUUUGAAGUUAUGGCUAGGGGAAAUGUAGUUAUUUCAAAAUUUGUGUGUGGGAGCAACUUUUUCGUGAGUUUCUCCCAAAGCAAUUGUGCGUUUUCUCUCAUGGCAUAUUUCAGAGCCAAGAUAACAUAUUUUAUUUAACAUGAACUAGAAACAUGAACAGGCAUCAUAUUAGGUCUGCUGUGAUUAAAUUCUUAUAAAAAGGAUUAAAAAAAUUAAUAACUUUACAGUCAGAUUUCAUGGUGGACACUCUUCUGAAGAGGAAGUGAGCACUGAGAGAAUAGUAGAAUUGGAAGAAAUUUUAGAUGCUAUCUGGUACAACUUCAUCUACCCAGUUCAGGACUACCCUCUGCAUUAUCCCUACCAAUGUUGAUAUGUUGGGCUUAAAUAGCUCUUUUGAUAAUAAAUUCCAUAUCUAAUUCCAUACUUGAACAUCUCUAAUUGUUAAAAAAAAAAAAAAAAUUCCUAUAU